Molecule: messenger RNA, 3080 nt
Organism: Clupea harengus (Atlantic herring)
Lineage: Eukaryota; Metazoa; Chordata; Actinopteri; Clupeiformes; Clupeidae
Gene: dnm2a
Product: dynamin 2a
Biological process (GO): synaptic vesicle budding from presynaptic endocytic zone membrane; receptor internalization
Cellular component (GO): microtubule; synapse; plasma membrane
Molecular function (GO): microtubule binding; GTP binding; GTPase activity
Source: RefSeq, a predicted model, not a curated record
AUCAAACGUAUUGUGUUUUCCGUUCCGGUCAGGUGACUGGUCUUAACCAAUCAUUACUUAGAAUUUGAUCCUGGAAGUGGAUCCUCUGGCCUUCCACCCAUCGUCUACCGACCGCUUGCUAGCUUUGCGGAGAACGAACGAAUCUAGUGAAACCAUGGGGAAUCGGGGGAUGGAGGAAUUGAUCCCCCUGAUCAAUCAACUUCAGGAUGCUUUCAGCUCAAUCGGACAGAGUUGUAACUUGGACCUUCCCCAGAUAGCCGUGGUCGGUGGACAGAGCGCUGGGAAAAGCUCUGUUUUGGAAAACUUCGUUGGCAGGGACUUUCUUCCCCGAGGGUCAGGUAUCGUCACACGCAGGCCUCUUGUUCUGCAGCUGGUCAACAACAAAGCAGAGUAUGCAGAGUUCUUGCACUGUAAGGGUAAAAAGUUUGUGGACUUUGACGAGGUGCGGCAGGAGAUCGAGGCAGAGACGGACCGCAUCACAGGCUCCAACAAGGGCAUCUCUUCAAUCCCUAUUAACCUCAAAGUCUUCUCCCCUAAUGUAUUGAAUCUGACCCUUAUUGACCUGCCGGGGAUGACGAAGGUCGCGGUGGGGGACCAGCCCCACGACAUCGAAUUCCAGAUCAGGGACAUGCUGAUGCAGUUUAUCACCAAGGAGACCUGCCUCAUCCUGGCCGUCACGCCCGCCAACACCGACCUGGCCAACUCCGACGCUCUCAAGAUUGCCAAGGAGGUUGACCCACAGGGCCUGCGCACCAUUGGCGUCAUUACCAAGCUGGAUCUGAUGGAUGAAGGGACAGACGCCAGAGAUAUUCUGGAAAACAAACUGCUGCCUCUGCGUAGAGGCUACAUUGGGGUAGUGAACCGCAGUCAGAAGGACAUCGACGGCAAGAAGGACAUCAAAGUUGCGCUGGCCGCCGAGAGGAAGUUCUUCCUGUCUCACCCCAGUUACAGACACAUUGCAGAGCGCAUGGGCACCCCACACCUGCAGAAGACCCUCAAUCAGCAAUUGACCAACCACAUCCGGGACACACUGCCUGGCCUGCGCAGUAAGCUGCAGUCUCAGCUUCUCUCCCUGGAGAAGGAGGUGGAAGAGUAUAAGAACUACAGACCAGACGACCCCACCCGCAAGACCAAGGCCCUCCUCCAGAUGGUGCAGCAGUUCGGCGUGGACUUUGAGAAGCGCAUCGAGGGCUCCGGGGACCAGGUGGACACUAAGGAGCUGUCGGGCGGAGCCAAGAUCAACCGCAUCUUCCACGAGCGCUUCCCCUUUGAGCUGGUCAAGAUUGUGUUUGAUGAGAAGGAGCUGAGAAAGGAGAUCAGCCACGCCAUCAAGAACGUCCACGGUGUCAGAACCGGGCUGUUCACUCCAGACCUGGCGUUCGAAGCCAUCGUGAAAAAGCAGAUCGUAAAGGUGAAAGCGCCCUGUAUCAUAUGUAUCGAUAUGGUCAUUCAGGAGCUCAUCAACACAGUCAGGGAUUGCACCAGAAAGCUCACCGCCUACCCCAGACUGCGAGAGGAGACGGAGAGGAUCGUCUCCACCCAUGUGAGGGAGAGAGAGGGCAAAACCAAGGAUCAGGUUCUUCUGCUCAUUGACGUCGAGCUGUCGUACAUCAACACCAACCACGAGGACUUCAUCGGCUUCGCUAACCUUGACUGGGUGGCUGGCAGGCUGGACGAUGGCGGCUUCCCGCCCAACAACAGCGCACAGCAGAGGAACAUCCAUGCGAACAAGAAGAGGGCCAUUCCUAACCAGCUAGGUGGCCUCAUUGAGGGCGAACCGGAAAAGGUGAUCCGGAAAGGCUGGCUCACCAUCAACAUCAGCAUCAUGAAAGGAGGAUCCAAGGAGUACUGGUUUAUCCUGACUGCGGAGUCAUUCUCGUGGUACAAGGACGAGGAAGAGAAGGAGAAGAAAUACAUGCUACCCCUGGACAACCUGAAAAUCCGGGAUGUGGAGAAAGGCUUCAUGUCUACUAAGCACAUUUUUGCCAUUUUCAACACUGAGCAAAGGAACGUGUAUAAGGACCUGCGUCAAGUUGAGCUGGCUUGUGACUCCCAGGACGAUGUUGACAGCUGGAAAGCCUCUUUCCUGAGGGCGGGCGUCUACCCAGAGAAGGAUCAGGUGGACCAGGAGGAGGCCUCGUCAUCGGAGACCCUCUCCAUGGACCCCCAGCUGGAGAGGCAGGUGGAGACCAUCAGGAACCUGGUCGACUCCUACAUCGGCAUCGUCAACAAGACCGUCCGCGACCUCGUCCCCAAAGCCAUCAUGCACCUCAUGAUCAACAGCACGAAGGAGUUCAUCCACUGCGAGCUGCUCUCCUACCUGUACAACUCCGGCGACCAGAGCAGUCUGAUGGAGGAGUCGGCUGACCAGGCCCAGCGACGGGACGAAAUGCUGCGCAUGUACCACUCCCUCAAGGAGGCGCUCAAGAUCAUCGGAGACAUCAGCACCACCACCAUUACCGUGCCCGUGCCCCCGCCCGUAAACAGCGGCUGGAUCGAACCAAGCCCCACAACUCAGCGCAAGCCGGUCGCAGCGGCUCCCCAUACCAACCGGCCCCCGGCGGUGAGGGGUCCGACACCGGGCCCCCCUACCUUGAUGCCCAUGGCCGCUCCCCCCAUUCCCUCUCGCCCCGGCCCCCCCGUCAACGCCUUCAGUAACAACAGCUUCCAGGACCCCUUCAGCGCCCCCCCUCAGAUCCCCUCGCGGCCCGCCCGCAUACCUCCAGGUGUGCCCAGCCGAAGACCCCCUGGCGCCCCCCACCGGCCCACCAUAAUCCGCCCGGCCGAGCCCUCCCUGCUCGACUAGGCCCGAGCCUGCAGCAGGAGCAGGGGGGCGUGCUGGGUCCCUGCAGCCGAGCUGGAGAGGGGGCCAUGAGCACCGAAAACGCGUGCAUGUGGUUUAUUUCGUUUUUUUGUUGUUGUUUUUGUUGUUGUUGUUGUUUUUCUUGAUACAUCCAGCCUGACCAGUAGACCUAAUGUAGUAGUCCACCUGUUCUCUAAGUGUGGGACAGUGGCUAAUAUCUCAUCCAUUUAAGUAAUUGAAAUCCAAAAAAAAGGAAUGAUGAAAAGGAAUGGAAGAA